Messenger RNA from Daldinia caldariorum, 1104 nucleotides. RefSeq names its product vacuolar protein sorting 55. The record is from RefSeq and is a predicted model, not a curated record. The transcript is spliced from 2 exons. NCBI's taxonomy places the organism in Eukaryota, Fungi, Ascomycota, Sordariomycetes, Xylariales, Hypoxylaceae. Gene Ontology annotation, biological process: late endosome to vacuole transport via multivesicular body sorting pathway. Bases 383 to 772 code for a protein of 129 amino acids. Gene Ontology annotation, cellular component: Vps55/Vps68 complex; endosome.
GUGGCUUAAGCUAGCAACAACCCCCCCGGUCCCCCAACCCCGGGAACUUUAGCGGUAGACAAGCCGAGCCAAGGCUGGGUUUGAGUCCGAGUCUGACGACAACAUCUUCUAACAAACCAUCGCAAGUUUCGAACUAUUAUACAACUUUCACCGACCGACACGAUAGACACGGCACGACACGGCACGGCGCGUUCUUCCUCUCUCCCCUCCACACGACCGAUACUCACCAAACGAACUAUCGAUAACCAACCAUUCACCACCUCUUAUACGAUUACACUCUCCUUCCUCCUUUCCAUCCUGCCGUCGUAAGCCGCAUCCGCAACCGCAUCCGCAUCCAUAUCCUUAUCCUUAUCCUCUAUCCGCCAUCCGCAACCGCUUCACGAUGCCGACCGCGGGGCUCAAGACCAUCAUCGCGCUGUCCUUCGUGCUGGCCAUCGGCUUCCUGCUGGUGAUCCUGUCCUGCGCGCUGUACAAGGUCUACUACCCGCUCCUCGUCGUCGCCACCUACGUCCUGGCCCCCGUCCCCAACUGGGUCGCCGCCCGCUGCGCCAACCCGGACGACUUCGUCGAGAGCGCCGGCAACGGCGUGCUCGACCUCGGCCGCUUCUGCACCGGCUUCUUCGUCGUCAUGGGCAUAGCUCUCCCCGCUCUCCUCGCGCACUCGGCUCUCAUCGGCAUCCCCGCCAUGGUCAUGUCCAUCAUCGGCGGGCUGCUGAUCUACGGCACCAUCAUCUCGUUCGGCAUGUUCUUCCAGGAGGAGCAGGAGUUUUAAAAAAACAAAUGCGCGCCCUGUCCCUGUCCCUCCCUCCACCCCUCGAAAAAAAAGUACCUAGUAAUGGAUGACAUAAGAUAAGCGCCAACAACACUGCGGGAACGCGCUUGUAAGGAGAAAAGUAGAGACGGGGAGAGCAAACGAGAGGGAAGGGCCGAAGUUUGCAUGAAAUAUUGUUGUGGUUGUUGUUGGUUGUUGCUGUUGUUGUAAUUAUACCUAAAGGCGUACCAUGCGAAAUUCAACGGAGUGGGAGUGAAAGGAAUGGACUAACUACCGGGUUGUUGGUAUAGGCUGUCAUCUUUCAGGGGCAUCGUUAUUAAGAUAUUUUCGAG